AUGUGGUAACCAUGGCUCUAACCUUGAAGAUAGCGCUAGGGUCACACGACUCGAAUCUAUAAUCAGGAAUUCCAAAGAAAGAUACGUACUGUAGACUACCGGUACAGUACAUGGAUACCACGUGUAGAUUAACAAACAUACGAACAAACCACGCCGUGCUGAUGAUGUUGUUGUUGAUGAUGUGGGGUAUCUGACCUAACAAAGUCCCACCAUAGCUUGCAAGUAAAAGAAAACUGUACCAUGAACAAGUUUGCGCUUCUCCUCCUGAAAGCUCUUCAAGUUUCUAUCCUGGCGCUGGUAACCUGGGGCUUGCUUCCAGUGGUCUGGUUGGGAAGCCAGCUCUAUGGACGUCCACCCAACGUGCUGCACAUUCGUACCCAAGCAAGUCGAUACCUCCAUUACACGUGGACGGCAGAUCUGGAGAAUGAUCCUCCUUAUCCAACUGGCGCCAGAAUAUGGUUGACUUUGUGCAUCGUGGAGAAAUGCUUCAUGUCACGCUUGGUGGGUUUGGCAUGGCUGUUGGAUCAAGUGCUGUACGGAAAGCAGCUGCAACAAAUGGACGUCCACAAUCCAUUCUUUGUCAUUUCCGGGGGUCGAUCGGGCAGUACCCAAUUGACACGAUAUUUGGAACAAGAUGCAGAUAGCUUUGUGGCUCCCAGUAUCCUCAUGUGUAUGUUCCCCUAUCUGUGGCUCUGGCGACUGGUCCCCAAGACGAUUGGGCGCUUUGUGACACCCGAUCAAGUGCGAGAAUUCCUCUGUCAAAUGGUCCCCAAAGAAAGCUUGGAACGACAUGAAAUGGAUCCAUUCCAAGCCGACACGUUUGAUGGGGCCUUUUUGAGCCAUCAUUUGAAUGCCAUGUCCCUCAAUCUGGGAACAACAGUUGGCACCAUGGAGUUUAACCUGGCAGAGUUUGCCCCUCACAAUCGAUCCUUGGUCGAACAGGACUAUGUCGCAUUCAUUGAUGGCAUUGCACGAAAAACAUUGUUGCAUCAAUGGCACCGGUAGGUAGGGAUCAUAACAAGCUAGAAUGUCUUAGGCUGUUGAGUGGUUGA
Molecule: messenger RNA, 1052 nt
Organism: Seminavis robusta
Lineage: Eukaryota; Bacillariophyta; Bacillariophyceae; Naviculales; Naviculaceae
Source: the annotation of a GenBank genome assembly